CAGACAGUAACUCCAGAUCCGAUGCGACUCGAAGCAACUUCACAUUUGAACAGAGUUCUUAAGUUAGAGGACUUAAAUCAACGCAAUCAUGACUUCAUCUGUAUCAUGUGCGCUCUUUCUAUUGGUAUCAAUCGUUUUUCCGUUGUCUUUUGCGCUAUCGGGGGAAUAUUGUCACGGCUGGACGGAUUCCUUCAACUCUUGGCACCGGGGAUUCCAGUGUCCGGAGCGCUUUGACGGUGAGGACGCGCGCUACUGCUGCGGGACAUGCGCGCUCAGGUACUGCUGCACGUACGCGGAGGCGCGCCUCGAUCAGAGCACCUGCGACUCGGGCUCCGAGUCUGAGAACACGGAUGAUGUGAGAAAGUUGACAGAACGUGUUCCGACCUAUCUGCCUUUUGUGAUUGUGGUGAGUGCGUUCCUGUCGUUCAUUCUGGUCGGUGCGGUUGUAUCUGUCUGCUGCUGCCAGUGUGUGAAACCCAAAGCAAGCGAUCGGCCAACGGGGCCAUCUGUUGCUCAGACCAGCCUGUUGGAAUCUGGAGGACCCUCUGUGGACAGCUCCACACCGUCCCGCACCUCCAUGUCAGGCUCCUCCACGACAAACACUCGCCCUCCACCAUCCGAGCUCAGCGUGAAGCUCUAUGGCCCGAUGGGAAACGCCUUCUCAAACUCUCAGUCCCAGCAGUAUGUUCCUCCACUGCCACAGGGGGCACCACAGUUCUACCAGCCCUACAUGAAUUACCGUCUCCCCCCAGAACACAGCAUGCUGAUGGCCCCUGUGUUUCCGGAUGCCCAUCCUGUGUUUGGGCAGGUGCACGGUCAGCCUUUUCCUCAGGGCCCCAUGCACACAGAGCCCAUAUAUCCCACUGUAACUAUAUGAUAAUGUUUAUAAAACUACAAAUGGACUAUAAAAAUGUGUGGUACUACACAAGGAACAAUAAUAUCCCAGGGAUAUUUUAUUUUUGCUGCCUUGGAUGGCUUCCAUAAACAUUUUCUGUAUCUACAUAGACACAAUCACAUCUGACAUCAUGUUGGUCGUGGUUGGUAUCUUUUAUGAUGUAUUAAUACUUCUCAUAGGAGUGUAUUUGCAUGAACACUUGAUUGUUUAUUCAUCAAUAACUGUUUGUAAUGGAAUUUAUAACAGAUUAGAGAAUACAUUUUAUUUUCAUAGGCAAUUUGUUUGACUGUCUUCUCAUUCUUACACAAAAAAAAUGAAUAUUUCAAGACAUUCAGACAUGUUUGUGAAACUAGAAAAUUAAGUUGCUUGAAAUUAGUAUCACACAUUCAAAGGUUCUCAAAUGAAUGAAUUGUGAAGAACAUUUUAAUAAUUAAAAAAACCUUUCACAGUAAAGAAGCUUUUAGUGCAAUGGAAAGGUUCCAGAGAUGUUAAAGUUCAUAGAUGUUAGUGGAGUCAUCAAUGCCAGUAAUGCCUUUAUUUUAAACAGAGAUGGGCACAUUUCACAAAAUACUGUGUGGAAAAAUUUACUUAAAUGCAAAUUACAUUCGAUUUUUUUCAAGGGUUUUAAAUACAAAAAAGUAUUUUGUAUUUCAUACACAUAUUUUAACUACAUGUAUCUGAAAUACUGCCUAUCCCUGUUUUUAAGAGUAUAGGAUUCAUGAAAAGCACAAGCAACAUUGGUUUAAUUAAAUGGAGCUAGUUUAAUUUACUAAAAUUAAGUGGCAAUAUUUUCCUUAACUGUAGUUCUAGACAUAUUCUUGAACAGUAAGUGUCUCUUUGUCCUGCAAAGAGCUUUGGGUUUUUCUUUACAAUACUUCGAUAGUAAAGCUCUCCAUCCGUUACAGCUGCUUGUGUGUGUGGCUUAGCGGGUUUUAUGCGUUUGCAUGGAAACAGCAGGAGGGGAGAGGACAAAAGAUGCAGAUCUCCUCACGCCCCUGAGAGUGGGAUUAGUGCAGGUAAAGAGGGGUGUGUGAGUGAGAUUAGGCUCUGGAUGGCCCAGCUGGAGUUUAAGCAGAUGCGUAUGAGUUCAUUAACGAGCUGCAGACAAGCCUACUGAGUUUCAGCCCAAAUCCUGUUAUGAUGUAAAACGUGUCAUGUGAAGCUAAAGACAUGAAUAAAUACAGCCAUGCAGACAAA
This is a messenger RNA of Carassius auratus (goldfish), 2092 nucleotides long. Its product is annotated as protein shisa-1-like. The coding region runs from base 89 to 877 and encodes 262 amino acids. The record is from RefSeq and is a predicted model, not a curated record. The transcript has 2 exons. NCBI's taxonomy places the organism in Eukaryota, Metazoa, Chordata, Actinopteri, Cypriniformes, Cyprinidae.